Molecule: messenger RNA, 3366 nt
Organism: Tachysurus vachellii
Lineage: Eukaryota; Metazoa; Chordata; Actinopteri; Siluriformes; Bagridae
Gene: esrp2
Product: epithelial splicing regulatory protein 2
Exons: 17
Coding region: 169-2292 (707 amino acids)
Biological process (GO): regulation of RNA splicing
Cellular component (GO): ribonucleoprotein complex; nucleoplasm
Molecular function (GO): mRNA binding
Source: RefSeq, a predicted model, not a curated record
GAGCCAAAGGCAGGUAACUAAAAAAAACAGGUAUAGUGAGAAAAGGCUGGAGGGCUUGUUAUGGGCUUAGCGUGAGAGAAACUAAACAUUUAUCCACCCUUCUUUACCAGUCAAACCAGUAACUCUGGAUAGAGCACACUCGAGCAGUUUUUACCCUUGUGGUCCCUGAUGGCUUCGCACAGUGAUACUCUGGUGGUGUUCUUUGGGGCAACAGCUGGUGCAAAUGGGGGUAAACUGGGGUCGGAUGAGAGGGAAAUAAUUCUGUUGGUGUGGCAAAUUGUGGAUCUACAUGAGAAAAAGGUGGGAAAACCUCAACAGCACCUGAUUAAACCAGACACUUUGGAAUUAACAGACGAGUGUAAAGAGGAGACAGGAUUGAGUGUGGACAUACUUUGUAAAGCAGAGCCUCUGGACACGGUUCUUCAACAGUUCCAGCAGGCCGUAUCAGCAGAACUUAAAGCUCUGGGCCGAAGCUCCUACACGCUGUGUGUGGACGGACCCCUCCUCAUCCGGCAGGCCCUUCACCCUGAGGCGUCCAAAAAGAAUUUGGUCCUGCCCGAGUGUUUUUACUCAUUUGUGGAUUUAAAAAGAGAGUUUCACAAAUGCUGUCCCAACGCCGGUCCAGUGAAAGACCUCACCCUCCCAUCUAUGCUCGAAUAUUUGUGUCUCCCAGCAGAAAGCGAGCAGACGGCUGGAGUCAGGGAGCUGAAGAGCAUGGUGAUGAUCAUCCAGCACAUCCUGGCUGAGCCAUACAGUCACAAAUUUUCCUCGUUUGAGACGGUGAAGUACAAGUUUGAAUCUGGAGCUUGUAGUAAGACAGAAGCUGUGGACAGUGAGACUGUGAUCAGAGCCCGGGGGUUGCCAUGGCAAUCUUCAGACCAGGACAUCGCUCGCUUCUUCAAGGGCCUCAACAUUGCCAAAGGUGGUGUGGCACUGUGUUUAAAUGCUCAGGGUCGCAGGAAUGGAGAGGCCCUCGUGCGCUUUGUAAACUCCGAGCAUCGGGACAUGGCACUGGAGCGACACAAACACCACAUGGGCAGCAGAUACAUUGAGGUGUAUAAAGCAACUGGAGAGGAGUUUCUAAAGAUUGCUGGAGGCACAUCUAACGAGGUGGCACAGUUCCUGUCUAAGGAGAAUCAGGUGAUCAUCCGAAUGCGGGGCCUGCCGUUCACUGCCACACACCAGGAUGUGCUGGGCUUCCUGGGCCCCGAGAGCCCUGUGACGGAUGGCACCGAGGGGCUGCUCUUCGUGAAGUAUCCUGACGGAAGGCCCACGGGUGAUGCCUUUGUGCUGUUUGCCUGUGAGGAAUACGCCCAGAACGCUCUGAAAAAGCACAAACAGAUUCUAGGGAAGCGGUACAUCGAGCUGUUCCGCAGUACAGCAGCCGAGGUCCAGCAGGUGCUGAACCGUUAUAUGUCCACUCCACUGAUAUCUACGCUUCCUCCUCCUCCUUCAAUGGUACCUGUUCCUGUGCUCGCUGCUCCUCCCUUCAUCACCACAGGCAGCACCAGGGACUGCGUGCGGCUGCGUGGUUUGCCGUACACCGCCACCAUCGAGGACAUCCUGGAGUUUAUGGGAGAGCACACAAUUGAUAUCAAACCCCACGGUGUUCAUAUGGUGCUCAAUCAGCAGGGCCGUCCAUCCGGUGAUGCGUUCAUUCAGAUGAAAGCAUCAGAUCGUGCCUUUAUGGUGGCACAGAAGUGCCACAAGAAGAUGAUGAAGGAUCGUUAUGUGGAGGUGUUCCAGUGCUCCACUGAAGAGAUGAGCUUUGUGCUGAUGGGAGGGACUCUGAACCGUAGCGGCUUGUCACCUCCGCCAUGCAAACUGCCCUGCCUCUCACCACCAACCUACGCCGCAUUUCCAGGUCCAGCUGCUAUGCUUUCCACCGAGGCAGCCCUGUAUCAGCCCCCCCUGCUGGCCACUCCUAGAACUCCACAGCCACCCACACACAGCCCUGUUCCAACGCUUGCUUACUAUUCCCCUCAGCCACAGCUGUACAUGAACAUGAACAUGAACUACACUGCGUAUUACCCCAGUCCUCCAGUGUCCCCGUCCACAGUGAGUUACUUUGCGGCUCCUCCGGGCUCCAUAGCAGCUCAGCUUGCUCCUGCAACUUUACCUCAGCACGGUGCUCUGGUGCGCAUGCAGGGACUGCCUUAUAAUGCUGGGGUUAAAGAUAUCCUCAGCUUCUUCCAGGGUUACCAGUACACUCCUGAGGAUUACAGCAGUGUGAUGGGAGUGAGCGAUCAGGCCCGUGCUCUGGUCCAGCCCAAAGAGUGGCUCUGCCUGUAGGGGGCGCUCCUCCAGCUCCAGGCGGACUCCGUGCUCGUGUUGUAUAACUUGAGUGGCCAGCGGAGCGGGGAGGCGCUCGUCACCUUCCCCAGCGAGGAGGCAGCGAGGCGUGCUGUGGCUGAGCGCUCCAACCUUCCCCUCUCUGGCCACCCUGUCCGCCUGAUGUGCUGCGAAUGAGGUCAACACUCACCCCUUGAAGCCGACUCCAGGAACGAGCGAGGUCUGCACUUCACCCUCUGUCUCCUCCCGACACUGGUCUUCCCCAGACGCACAGGAAGCUUUUCCUCAAGUUUCUAACAUGCUACUGCUGGUGGAGGUGCUAGCAUGGUGGAAAUAUGUGAACUCUAUGUAUAUAUGUAUUUAUACAUCAAAUACACCUAUCGUUAAAAUGCCAGUGUGGAUAUUGUGGAGAAUUGAUUAUAUAUAUAUAUAUUCUUAGUUGUGUUCUUUAUGCAGAAAAGCCUAAAUAGCUCUUCCUGUGGGAGAAAAACCCCACAAUGAGGAUUCACUGUGUUUUUACUCAAAGGCAGUGCAAUAUACAAAGGCUAAGCCAUACAGCCUGCAUGUGUGCUACAAGAAAGGAAUAAAAACUACUGACACUUGUUUAACUUCUAAGCUAAGCCUUAACUUAGUGACCGUGGACAACCUGCUGCAUGAAAGAUUAUUUUGUCAUUAUAAAUCAUAUUAAUUAUUGUGUAACAGACAAGAGCGCGUGUCCCUUCAUCUGCUCGGACUUCUUAGUUUAAUCGAAACCCAGAACAGAGCCAUUUUUAUUUAACGUGAGAAACAAGCCGUUGUGCUUUUGUCUGAUCUGUGCGCUUUCUUUUUUGCAGCCUUUAUUACUGAGAAAUGAUUUUUUUUCUUUCCUAAUCUAUCUGUGACUAGAGAGGCCUUCAGUCAUCAUAGUGCCUUUAUACCUUGUUGUGCCAUUACUACAUGAGCCAGAGUUCAGUACCAGCUGUAACGCACUUUCCCUGGCACUCGGACAUUUAGGAUUUUUUUUUUUUUAAGUUUGAAACUGAAGACAAUCUUUAUGUAACAAUUAUAUGUAAACAAUAAAAUAUCAUUCUAAAA